AUGUUGAACGCCGGCUUCGUUCUCCUCCCCCUAUACAUCUGGCCCACAGCCAAUAGCUGGCAACCUCUCUUCGCCGCCGCCAAAGCCUACCCAGACGUACAAUUCCAAGUCAUCGUCAACCCAAACGACGGGCCCGGCACCGGCUGCCCAUCCUCCGACUACGCCACCGCCAUGGCCACCCUGAACUCCCACCCCAACAUCCAAGCCCUAGGCUACAUCCACACGGCCAACAGCUGGGACUGCGGCGACUCCGGCAGCGACAUCUGUCCCUGCACCCGCCCCACCUCCGACCUCGAAGCCGAAAUCUCCGCCUACCAAGCCUGGAACGUCCCGGGAAAAUGCAGCAACGCCGAUAUCCAUCUCACGGGAAUCUUCUACGAUGAAGCGCCUUCCGCCGCCUCCAACGCAGAUUACAUGUCGCACCUUACGACCUUCGCGGGCGAAACGCUGACGAGAGGAAAUACUUCACUUUUCAAUUCCGGGCAGAGCGUGGAUAGUAUCUUCUACAACAUCGCAGACUACAUCAACACUUUUGAAUCUUCCGGGUCCGCCUAUACUUCCCAGACAAAUCAGGGCAAAAACGUAGGGAUGAUCAAUCUGCAGGGGACGAAGAAGACGCAAACGACUAUGAUUAUUAACUCCUUUGGUUCUGGAUUGACAGGGAUGCAGAAUGCUGUGGCACAGGCGCUGGGACAGCAAAAGGUGGCUGGUUUGUAUGUUACCGAUCAGCCAUCUUACGAGGCGUUUCCUAGUGAGUGGUUGGGGUUUGUGGAAUUGGUUAGUCAGACCAUGGGUGGGUUGGGCGGUGGGCAGAAACUGAAGUGCUGA
Messenger RNA from Recurvomyces mirabilis, 828 nucleotides. RefSeq lists its product as uncharacterized. The record is from RefSeq and is a predicted model, not a curated record. NCBI's taxonomy places the organism in Eukaryota, Fungi, Ascomycota, Dothideomycetes, Mycosphaerellales, Teratosphaeriaceae. The coding region runs from base 1 to 828 and encodes 275 amino acids. The transcript has a single exon.